This is a messenger RNA of Saxophila tyrrhenica, 1377 nucleotides long. RefSeq lists its product as uncharacterized. The record is from RefSeq and is a predicted model, not a curated record. Gene Ontology annotation, molecular function: acyltransferase activity, transferring groups other than amino-acyl groups. Lineage: Eukaryota; Fungi; Ascomycota; Dothideomycetes; Mycosphaerellales; Extremaceae. Bases 1 to 1377 code for a protein of 458 amino acids. The transcript has 4 exons.
AUGCCCUCCAAACCAGGAAACCCAGCCUACGUCCUCGGCGUGGGCCUGACACCCUUCAUCAAACCACGCAAGACCCGCGACUACAUCGAACUUGGAUAUGAAGCCGGCGUCAAGGCUAUGCUCGAUGCUGACAUCACCUACGACGAUGUCGAGCACGGCGUCGCUUGCUACUGCUACGGCGAUACAUGCUCUGGCCAACGCAUCUUCUACCAGUUCGGCAUGAACAGCAUCCCAAUCUACAACACCAGCAAUGCCUGCGCCACGGGGUCCACGGGCCUUCAUAUGGCGAGGACGCUGGUGAAGAGUGGAGCUGCCGAUUGCGUGUUGGUCAUUGGGUUCGAGCAGAUGGCGCCGGGCAGCAUCAGCAGUCCGUUCAACGAUCGACCCAGCCCGAUGCAGUUGGGUGUCAAGGUGAUGGAGGAGACGUACGGGAAGCAUGACAGUCCGAGGAAUGCACAGUAUUUUGCUAAUGCCGGGAAGGAGUAUAUGGAGAAGUACGGCGCUAAAGCAGAAGACUUUGCAGAAAUCGCGCGCAUCAGCCACGAGCACUCCCAACGUAACCCCUACGCCCAAUUCCGUCAGGAGUACUCUCUGAAGGAGGUCCAGGAUUCGCCGAUGAUUCACUUCCCACUCACCAAACUCCAGUGCAGCCCGACCAGUGACGGUGCUGGAGCAGCUGUCAUCUGCUCCGAGUCCUUCCUCGCCCGGAAACCUCAGCUCAGGAGCCAGGCUAUCCUCAUGGCUGGCCAGUCUUUGAGAACCGAUGAGCCUUCGCUCUAUUCGAAGAGCGCUAUGGAUCUGAUUGGCUUCGGGAUGACCAAGACGGCAGCGCAGAUCGCGAUGAAGGAGGCCGGCGUUACGCCGAAGGACAUCAAGGUUUGCGAGCUCCAUGAUUGCUUCUCCGCCAACGAGCUGGUGUUGCUGGAAGGCCUUGGGUUCGCAGAGAAGGGUAAGGCGCAUGAGCUCGUCCGAAACGGAGAUAUCACCUAUGGCGGGAAGGGCCCGAUCAUCAAUCCAUCUGGUGGACUGAUCUCGAAGGGCCACCCACUCGGCGCCACUGGCCUGGCCCAGUGUGCUGAGCUGACAUGGCAGCUGAGAGGCUGGGCGAACAAUCGCCACGUCCCCACCGAGUACGCCCUCCAGCACAACCUCGGUCUCGGCGGCGCCGUCGUCGUCAACGUCUACAAGCGUGCCGACGGCAAGCCAAGCCGCAAGCUCAAAGACCAGGAGAUCACCAAGCAGUCGUACUGGAACUAUAACCCGGCGACCGAGGCGCGAUAUAUCACCAAGGCGGAUGCCGAUAAGGUGCGCAGCAAGGAGAAUCGGGUUGAGUAUGCGCUGGGCGACACCGAGGAGAAGCUGUACGCUAGGUUGUAG